Messenger RNA from Melanotaenia boesemani (Boeseman's rainbowfish), 1318 nucleotides. RefSeq names its product claudin-10-like. Gene Ontology annotation, molecular function: structural molecule activity. Gene Ontology annotation, biological process: cell adhesion; bicellular tight junction assembly. Gene Ontology annotation, cellular component: plasma membrane; bicellular tight junction. The coding region runs from base 113 to 853 and encodes 246 amino acids. NCBI's taxonomy places the organism in Eukaryota, Metazoa, Chordata, Actinopteri, Atheriniformes, Melanotaeniidae. The record is from RefSeq and is a predicted model, not a curated record. The transcript is spliced from 5 exons.
GAAGAACACCAAACAUCCACACUGCUGGUCUUUCACCACAACAUCAGUUCCAUUUCCAGCAGCGAGACGUUCUCAGUUUAAUUCACCUCUAGGUGGAGGACCAGAAUCCAUCAUGAGGUACCGAACGGUGGUGAUGUAUGUGGAGAUCGGCUGCUUUGUGUCCUGCCUGUGUGGCUGGAUCCUGGUAUGUUCAACUCUUCCCACAGAGUACUGGAGGUUCUCACAGGUGGGCAGCACGGUGCUGACGACCUUCCAUCACUACUCCAAUCUGUGGAGGGACUGCAUUACGGACAGCACAGGGGUGUCCGACUGUAAGGACUUCCCAUCCAUGCUUGCUCUGCCAGCGUUCCUUCAUGCCUGCAGGGCGCUUGCGAUCUGUGCCAUCAUCAGCGGCUUCUUUGGCGGCGUCCUCACCCUCAUCGGGAUGAAAUGCACUAAAAUUGGCGGAACAGAGAUUAUCAAUGCAAGGGUGACAUUCGCUGGUGGUGUAACUUACCUGGCUUCAGGAUUUUGUGGUAUGAUCACUUACUCUUGGUGGGCCAACAAACUCGUGUCAGAAUUUGUGGAUCCAAACUUCAAGGAGCAGAAAUUUGAACUUGGAGCUGCGGUUUUCAUUGGUUGGGGAGGCGCCAUCCUUCUCAUCUCUGGAGGGGCGGUGCUCAUGUACUUCUCUGGAAAAGAAGGUCUACAAUCUGGCCCAGCAAGAAGACCUGGGAGACGGGUUUCUUACGUCACGGCCCGUACCAGACGGACAUACACGCAGCCGCCGUUGUAUUACUCAGGCAGGAAGAGCCGAACACCCGGAGCAACGGGGCAGCUCAGUCGAAGCUUCAGCCGGGACACGUUCGUCUGAGCCGGACACGAUCAAGCUGAGAGAGAAGCAUAGAGUGGUUUUAGAAAAUGUUUCCCCCCAGAUCAAGACAUUUAGUAUGAAACUGAAGCUAGCUGUGGCUAGCUUAGCAUAAACUCAAGAAACAAUCAAACAGCUAAUCUGGUUUUAUAUUAUUACCUUGCAAAGUAGCUGGGUCCACAUGAGGUUUAUGAGAUCACAAUGAUGGGAAAACACAUCUUUCCAAGCUCCAAGCUGAGAGCAUAUGGUAGAGAUCCAAAAGUAGAAGAGUCAAAGGCCCACACUGCUAGCUACAGGUUGCAGGGAUUUUUACUCUAAACUACAUAAAUAUCAAGUGCCCCAAUUCCAAUACAUAAAUAUAUGGUUAUUAAUAAAAAUACAUUAUUAAUUAAAAAUAAAUAUUAAAAUAACUGAAUAUAUUUAUAAAAGAUUACUUCAAUGUUAAUAAAAUUGUUAAUACAGACCUGU